Talpa occidentalis (Iberian mole) is the source of this 510-nucleotide messenger RNA. RefSeq names its product secretoglobin family 3A member 2 (gene SCGB3A2). The record is from RefSeq and is a predicted model, not a curated record. Lineage: Eukaryota; Metazoa; Chordata; Mammalia; Eulipotyphla; Talpidae. Bases 96 to 374 code for a protein of 92 amino acids. The transcript has 3 exons.
ACGCUGGGCACAGCAAGGGAACCGCUGGCUCUGUGGCUUCCCUGGGCUUUCCAGUUCAAUUUUAAACUCCAGGUAAAUAUCACAGGCAGCCUAUCAUGAAGCUGGUAACUGUCUUCCUGCUGGUGGCCCUCAGCAUUUGCAGUUACUCUGCUACUGCGUUCCUUUUCCCCAAGUUACCACUUCCCGCCAACAAUUUACCUUUACCUCUGGACAGCGUGCUCCCUUUCCUGGAUCCAUUAAAACAGCUUCUGAAAACUCUGGGCAUUUCUGUUGAGCACCUUGUGGAAGGGCUGAGGAAGUGUGUGAAUGAGCUUGGACCAGAGGCCUCUGAAUCUGUGAAGAAACUGCUGGAGGCCCUCUCACAUUUGGUGUGACAGCAAGAUGAAGUGAGAGUGGAGAUGGAGGAGGGGAGCGCUUCCCUUCCCCCUGGCUGUAACUCAUUCCAUCCAGUUAUAAGCAAACCACCCUAAAGCAUGUAACUCCUGAAAACAACGAAUAAAGCAAUGAAUA